GGCCCGUCAAGCGUCGCUCACGACCUCCCACGCUGUCGCGGCUCGGUCACGUCGCCAUUGGUUUCAGCGCCUGUCCGUGAAAGCUCGUGGCCCACAUCCGCAACCACAAUGCUCGAGCGCCGUAUGCUGGGGGCGUGAGACCCUGUCCUACCCCAUACCAACAAGAUGACUGUAUCUAGCCAAGUAUAUCUUCGAUUCUUUGUCCUGCGCGAGGGAGGGAAACAUGGCUAAGUCAUCAGGUACCUCCUCCCUGGGCUCGGCCAGGGGCCUCGUUUCCCAUGACCUCAUCCUUGUGGUGUUUGGGCCACAUGGCUUAUGGCCAACAGUCAGGCCUGCAAACAAAGGGACCACGUCGGGGCUGGGUCAUCCUUGACUGGCUAUCUACACUUUUCCUCAAGACUCGGCCUCGAGGCAUCCCAUUUCCUCGGCCCCAGGGCUUGUUUGUUUCCCUCGCCUUCUUGUCACAGCCGGCACCCUCCCCCCGGGCCCUGAGAUUAGAUCGGCCUCGAAGCUGAGGCCCAACAUCCUGGCUAUGCUCUGUUCAUAGAGGGCUCAUGGAGGUGUUGCUCAUCGGCCGUCAUGACUGCUGGGCCGUGGCUGAUUGACCCUCGUGGUGUGUUCCCGGCAGCUUUGAGCCUGCCACCACCAAACACGCCAGCCUCAUGCUGCCACACCUUUCUCCCCUGAUCAUAUCACAGUAUGCUGAGGCGCUUUGCGCUUUGCGGGAGCCCUCGCCUGCCCAAGCCCUAUGAGGAUGCCUGGGAACUGCCGUCAGGACUGACCAAGAUGCUAAAAAGCGAGCCGUCCCCGUUGCAACCCCUGGCUUGCUGCCUCGUCUCUUCUGCCAUUCGCCAUUCCCAACUGUCAAGACAUAUAUGCAACUAUUACUUGCAUCCACAGCACCUACUCCACUUCCAUUGUCAGGCCCGUUGCUCCCUGUACCGGUCUAGCUACAACCGUCUUGAAAGCCCGCCUUGCCUUUUGCCCUCCUCCUUCCGCUCAGCCAACACCAUCAGCUUGAGGACCUCUUUGUUCUCCCAAUACCAGCGACUUGACUGGCAGAACAAUUUUAUUCCCAGACUGUGCUCGUCUUGCUGGCCUCACCGAAAUCUCAGAAAGCAGUUCUCACCUCAACGCCCACCAAGCACACUGCCCACAGACGCCGAUAGGACGAGGUCAAAACCUUGACAGAAGGAGAACAACAUCGACUGGCGUAUGGCUAGAGACUACUGGGUCGAGACCCUCCCAUCUGGACACCGUCGCUUCGUCAAGGCUUCCUUGAGGCGUUCGCACUCCAACCCCCACGAUGCGAGCAGCCAGUCCUCCCGCGGCCGCCGGGUCGACUUCCUCGAUGUUACGCGAGAAGAAUAUAACCUCCUCUUGGCGCGCGAGAACGAUCUGAGUCAGGAAAACGAGGCUCUGCGCCGGGAGAACCAUGCUCUCAAGGCCAACUGGACAACCUGCAGCGACGAUCUGCGCAGGCUGCAGGCCCGCGUGCCCUCCCUAGAGGCCACGAUCCGCAACCUCGAGUAUGAGAACCAUGAGCUGAGGAGGAGUUUUGACCACCACCACCACCACCACCGCGCCGGUAGCUCCAGCGAAGAUGCGAUGAGGAGGCUACGAAACAAGAACACCAAGCUGAUCAACGAGAACGACUCGCUGAUGGCCCACAUACGCAGUCUGGAGCGAGAUAUCCGUGACGGCGUCGGCAACGGCGCGAGAAAGCUCAUGGAGGAGAUUAGUACUUGGCGGCGACGGUACGACAAGCUAAGUUACACAGUCGAUGGGCUAAAGAACGAUCUUGCAGUGGCUACCGACCGGAACCGACGCCUUGAGGAGGCGUGCGAACUACGGGCACGAAAUGAGAGGAAGGCGAUGAGGGACGUCGACCGAUACAAAGCCAUCCUGCGUCAGCAUGGGCUGCGGUGAGAAUGUUGUCACCGGCCCUGUGGGACGUUAGUACUCGCAGCACUGUUCCGCGCCCGUAUGGAGAAUCUCUGGAUCUGAGGCAGAUUGGCGUCGUCAGGAUUUCCUUCGCAGGUCUUGUUGCUUGGAAUAACCAUGGUUGAUGGAUUCUAGGAUUCGUUCCAGCCUGCACCAAAUGCAGUGCCGUCAUAACAUGUCGGAUUAUGUGAGCUGGAGGCCAUAUCAACUGCUUGAUGGGGCGCCACUGCCGUUUGGGGCAGAGAGCAAUGCCUUGGCCCCUUUCUUUUGACCCUCUUAUCGGUGCCACAAAGCAAACCUUGCGGACCUCGCAACAUUUGCACCCCAACACAGUUCGUUUCCCUCGAUUCGAGAAUUUUGAUUUCAUCCGAGUGGGGGAUUCUACCUAGCAUAGCAGUCGGGCGAAAUGCCCUAUGAAUGAAGACAAACACCCAGAUUGGAAAAGUUUGCCCGGUAACAAGCCGCCGCUUGCCCCUCCUGCCCCCAAACAAAGUGAACAGCGUGAUCGUGACCUCUGGGGCUCUCGCAGUCUGAUUCAGGCAUGAUGAGGCCUGGGGUCCUGUGAGCAACCCCCGGGGUGGGCGUCGCAGCUGUCAGAUGAGCCGCUCACGCGCUACUGCGGCCCGAGGCUUGGGGUGCCCCAUGAAAAUGAGACUCACCCGACCAGACAGGUCUGUAUUGAGUACGAUCCUCACCAUGAUUACUUAAGUAUAUAGAUGGGCAAGUCCCGAAUCUACAAUUGAACCCACCGUGUUGUAAUGUACAAAGGUCGACGGGCGUCCAGACGAGCCUGAGCGGGCGCCUGGGCAAGGCUGACGCGCGUUGGAGAAGCACAGUACUAUAGUACGGAAAAC
Messenger RNA from Diaporthe batatas, 2798 nucleotides. RefSeq lists its product as uncharacterized. Lineage: Eukaryota; Fungi; Ascomycota; Sordariomycetes; Diaporthales; Diaporthaceae. The record is from RefSeq and is a predicted model, not a curated record. The transcript is spliced from 2 exons. Bases 1216 to 1929 code for a protein of 237 amino acids.